UGGCUGAAGCAGACAUCUGAUAUCUAAACAGACAUAUUAUUUUGUAAAAUGACACGGCUUGGUGUCGGGCUGCGUGCCUCGGAGACAGCCCUGCUGCGGUAAAACCCGGUUGGAUGUCUGGUGACGUAUCCGCCGCUCCUCCGUCCGCUCUGGAGGUUGUCAGCUUCAUCGGCAAAACCGUUGGCGCAGGCGCGGCACUGACAGCUGCUGUCUACUUACUCCGCAAAGUCUGUUUAAUAAUGGCCUGGAAAUCUGGAGGAACCAGCCACGCAGAGCUUGUCAACAACCUCCGCAAAAAUGGAAUUAUUAAAAAUGACAAGGUCUACGAAGUCAUGUUGGCCACAGACCGAUCCCACUUUUCUAGGUGUAAUCCGUACAUGGACUCACCACAGUCAAUAGGCUAUCAAGCAACCAUCAGCGCCCCACACAUGCACGCCUAUGCCCUGGAGCUUCUACAUGACCAACUUUAUGAAGGAGCCAAAGCCCUGGACGUGGGCUCCGGCAGCGGUAUACUGUCUGUUUGCUUCGCACGAAUGGUAGGUCCUAAAGGGAAAGUUAUAGGAAUUGAUCACAUCAAAGAGCUGGUAGAUGAUUCUAUAAACAAUGUGAAGAAAGAUGACCCCAGUUUGAUAGCAUCGGGAAGAAUCAAGCUAAUAGUGGGAGAUGGCAGGUUGGGCUACACAGAUGAGGCACCGUAUGAUGCCAUCCAUGUUGGAGCAGCAGCACCCACUGUCCCUCAAGCUCUUCUGGACCAGUUGAAGCCCGGUGGCCGGCUGAUCCUGCCUGUCGGCCCGGCGGGAGGGAACCAAAUGCUGGAGCAGUACGACAAGAUGGAGGACGGCAGCACCAAAAUGAAGCCCUUGAUGGGGGUGAUUUAUGUGCCUUUAACAGACAAAGAGAAGCAGUGGUCCAGGGACGAACUCUGAAGAGGAUAACAGUCCAUAAUUCACCUUUACGUUUGGAACCUGGGGAAAACUCGGAUGGGGUCAAACAACCCUCGGCAUUUUGUUCAAAGCAUAACAAAACAUGGUCUUUUUGUUUAACGACGGACUCGAGUACCACAUUGAUGACUGGCCGUAAAAAGGGCCAGGGUAAAAAAGACUGCUUAAAGCUCAGCACAGAAAUACAGAAGAGGGCUUUUGUUUUUCAUUUCUGGCCUGCAUCUUUUGGUUGUGUGUUCUUUUUAACUGCUGGAUUUUAUUAUGGAUUUUUUUUUUUUUUUUGCAGUUUCAUCAGUUGAAUUGCAAACAGCAGCCGUUUUUACAGUAUUACAUUUCAGCAGCAUUAGAGCUGAAUGUAGGAGGAACGCCGGACAAUGACGAGGGAAGCCUUAGCCUUUUAGAUAAUUCACCUAGCUAGUGUGUGUGAGUGUGGAUCAUCUAAUUGUAGACUUCUCUGCUAACAUAUGAGCUUUUUUCCCUGCCAGCAGUAUUAGUAACACACAGACACAAAGGCUGAUAUAAACCACACAUCCUAUUUGAUGUGCUGCACUCUUAGGUCUUUCUACACGUAGGUUAAACAUUGGAUCAUACAGGCGAAGCACUAGUAACACAGACACGUGCACGUACAGGGCAGUGCUUUCCACUUGGUGAUGUGUUGCUUCUGUCGCUGGUUUUCCAUUAACAAUUUGUGCAGGCUCUACCGGUGACUGAUGCUAAAUGAGUCACUGCUUUGCCAAAAUAAACUCCAACAAUAUAAAGCUAAUGAAUGUCUGUUUCCUUCAAAAGAAAAAAAAAAGCAUAAAUUCUAAAAGCACAUUUUAUUUUGGUUGAUAUGUGAUGAAUGGCAUCUGGCUUUCACAGUCUUAUGGAAUGGCUUAUGAAAAUAAAGAGAUAAUUAAGUUUU
Molecule: messenger RNA, 1845 nt
Organism: Sphaeramia orbicularis (orbiculate cardinalfish)
Lineage: Eukaryota; Metazoa; Chordata; Actinopteri; Kurtiformes; Apogonidae
Gene: pcmt1
Product: protein-L-isoaspartate (D-aspartate) O-methyltransferase
Exons: 8
Coding region: 114-926 (270 amino acids)
Biological process (GO): protein modification process
Cellular component (GO): cytoplasm
Molecular function (GO): protein-L-isoaspartate (D-aspartate) O-methyltransferase activity
Source: RefSeq, a predicted model, not a curated record